Messenger RNA from Oncorhynchus tshawytscha (Chinook salmon), 2932 nucleotides. RefSeq names its product GRAM domain-containing protein 2A. Gene Ontology annotation, biological process: regulation of store-operated calcium entry. Gene Ontology annotation, cellular component: organelle membrane contact site; endoplasmic reticulum membrane; extrinsic component of cytoplasmic side of plasma membrane. The coding region runs from base 582 to 1826 and encodes 414 amino acids. NCBI's taxonomy places the organism in Eukaryota, Metazoa, Chordata, Actinopteri, Salmoniformes, Salmonidae. Gene Ontology annotation, molecular function: phosphatidylinositol-4,5-bisphosphate binding. The record is from RefSeq and is a predicted model, not a curated record. The transcript is spliced from 11 exons.
UUCAAUUUAAGGGCUUUAUUGCCAUGGGGAACAAAUGUAAACAUUGCCAACGCAAGUGAAGUAGAUAAUAAACAAAAGUAAAUAAACAAUAAAAAUGUACAGUAAACAUUACACUCCCAAAAGUUCCUAAACAAUAAAGACAAUUUCAAAUGCCAUAUUAUGUGUGAAUAGUUAAAGUACAAAAGGGAAAAUAAAUCAACAUAAAUAUGGAUUGUAUUUACUGUGUGUGUGUGUGUUUGCUUGCUUGCAAACAUGUUUGUGCUUGUACUAAUGCUUGCCUGUCAGAUGUACGAAAGAGUGUGUGUGUGGGAGGAGGGGGGGCACUGAGUUUGCAUAAUGUAACUAGUCAGCCCAGUUUUAUAAAAGCACAUUCACCUCCCUUUAUGUGUGGUCGUGUUUGUGUGGUCGUGUUUGUGUGGUCGUGUUUGUGUGGUCGCGUAGUGUUUGUUUGAGUGAGAUACCAUUUGUCUGCUUCCCUUCUCUACAGUCCUGCACAUGUUUUGUCUGGUAGCCGACCCUGAACCAUGCCGACAUUACUGUCAUAGACAGCAGACAAAUAUACACUACUACUGUUUGAUUUGAUGCUGAGGUUGAUUGACGACCUAUCAUAUGAAGAUGUGAAGAAAUGCUACAGGGGUUCGUCUGUGUCUUGCAGUGGGGUCCGCCACGCCGUCGAUGUGUGUGUGUGUGUGUGCGGCUGUGUGUGCGGCUCCAGCAUGCUGAGUCUGGUGCAGCAGAGCUCUCGUCCUCUGAGAGAGAGGGCGGCCGCCGGUUUGCCGGUGCCGGUGGGAGGGAGGCCAGCCAAGGAACUGCUCAUGACUCUGCCCUGUCCCUCUGCUCAGACUGUCAGCAAGUACAACUCGCAGUACCACAAACUCUUCCAGUGCGUUCCGAAGGACGAGAUCCUAAUGAAAGUAUACUCCUGCGCUCUGCUCCGAGACAUCCUGCUGCAAGGACGUCUUUAUAUCUCCAGGAACUGGCUGUGUUUCUAUGCCAACCUCUUUGGCAAGGACAUCAAGGUUGCUAUCCCCGUGGUCUCUGUGAGGCUGGUAAAGAAGCACAAAACAGCAGGUCUGGUGCCCAACGGCCUAGCCAUCACCACAGAUACCAGUCAGAAGUAUGUCUUUGUGUCUCUGCUGUCCAGGGACAGUGUGUAUGAUGUGCUCCGGAGGAUCUGCACACACCUUCAGGUCAAUGGGAAGAGUCUGAGCUUGAAACACUACAUGGAGGUUCCCCAUACCUUAUCUCUGGAUGAGUUCCCGGUGGCGGAUGAGUUCCCGGGGGCGGAUGAGUAUCCUCCGGUGCUGAAGUGGAGGAGAAAACCCUCUGUGGUGUCCGUGUCCUCGUCCCUCCCUGACCUCCUGGGUAGCUCCACCGGUAGCCUGACUGCGGUGGACUCCUCCUUCCAGACAGACCAGCCUCUGGAAGACCGGGGCUUAGAGACAGAGAAGAUCCUACUAACAGAGCCUGUUCCAGAGCUGGGCCCGAUGGAAUAUCAGCUUCUCAAGUUCUUCAUCAUACUAAUCAUCCUCCUCAUCCUGUCUUCCUGUUACCUGGCCUUCCGUGUCUGCAGCCUGGAGCACCAGCUGUCCUUCCUCAACAACCCAACACGCCCCCCCCGAGAGAGGAUUUUACUUCACUGUAGACUAGAAGAGGGCAAACCCCCAACUCCACCAUUUUGUUGUAGGUCAAAGACAAUGGCAGGUGAAAGACAAUGGGCAGGCCGAUUGAAGAGCCAGAAAACUACACUCAAACCAAUUGUGGAUGGACUGAAAAGCCCGGGAUUGGUGGAAAUGGUUGUGAGUCAGGACUGGGAAGGACUCUGAUUGGUGGAGGGAUUGGUCUGAUGGUUUUUAUUGAAGAUUUCUGGACAUGUUCACCAACAUUAGAGUCAACUGUGUUUUUUCCCUCCUGUCAAUUCAACCAGGAAUGAACUACAGGACUUUAGAGAAAAGUCAAAACCAGUAAUCUUUCAGAAAUAUAUAUAUAUAUAUGUUACUUUCAAGGAAAGGAUUUGGAUGCAUUAACACACUGACAGUGGAAGAAGCCAAUAUCGUUGGCUUUACAGAUUUUUUUUUUUAAAUGAACUUAUGAGGAUCAGUCUACUAUUUCAAAUGUUCAUCAUCAAUGAAGUCUAACUAUGUUGCCAUUCUAACAGGCAUGUUAUUCCUGGUAAACAGUGCAAUACAAUUAUGCAAAGUAUCCAGCCUAGACUGACUUUUUAAAUGUUGAAAUAUUGUCCUUUAACUCUGUUUGUGUUAUCAUGACACCACAGGUAUAUGUUUACCAUAAUGGGUAGGAUGGUACUCUUUCAUGCCCGAAAAAUAUUGUUUGGUAUAACAUCUUGUCUUUUGUUUUAAUUUGUAUAAAUGCCAGUUGUCAGCUUUGUAUUGUAAGCUACCUUUAGCCAGACACAAUGUGUCACAGUGAGUGAUCAGUCUCCUAUCUAAAUACUGAACACAGUCGUCUGAAUGAGUAAACAAUGAAGACAUUGACUGAAGUGAAAAAUAAGAAGAGUAUGUUUUCUUUAUUACACUGUAAACUUAAAAGUUAAAUCUGCAUUUCAGUCGGGAAGAAAACUAGCCAAAGAUUUAUAGUCCUUUUACUCAGAAUGUCUGAACAGAUGCAUUAGGAACAAACACACCCCACUUUGACUAUUACAGUAAUAUUGUUGAGGAAACAGAGCUCCAGUAUGUAGGGUAUACUUUACUACUAUAACCAUUAGUAUGUCUUAUCUGGUCUGUUUUAGGUCUAAACACAUCUGCAGCUAUGUAAUAGUGGUCACUGAUCUUCAGUCAAUGGUGAAAGAACAAACUGUCCCUGUAGACUCUGAGAACAGAUGAACCCUGUACACCCCUGAACAACCCAUUACAAGACUAACACUGUACAACAUAACUGUGAAGGUUACAAAUAAACAGCCAUUUGAUCUUGA